CUAGAUACGUAGCCUAGCAAAAGAAGAUAGCGACGCGUUUGCGCUGUGAUAUUGCCUAUCGGCGUUUUUUCGAAAAUUGGAUAUUUUUCAUUUGUUUGCACAGUGCAUGUCUUUGUGCCGGGAUGUGUAAAAAAUGUUAAAAGUGUCUGCGUUAAAAAAUCCUUUAAACAAUCACCGUUUCGGGCUUCCUUUGUCAGUUUGGCUUGCGUUUUGAUUAAUACAUCGCAGCCAUCUAGCAAGCUAGCUAAUGGUAAAUGCGAGAAAUUUGAAAUAGGUUUCAAAUGUGUACUUGAGGAAGUUUGCAGAUAAAUACCACUCUUCCACUACAACAUUAUGAGAUUUCCAGAAAUCUCAUGGAUAAAGACUAUUGAAAUAUUCAUCUAGGUAACUGUACAACAAUAAACGGGGUUGACUAGCAAACCUGAGUGGAUGUUUUGGUUGGAUAAAUGAGAGAAAUAAUAAUAUACCGAACGUGUUCUGUUCAUGCGAAAUCGUGUAUAGUGUCCAGCUAUAUAUUUAUGGUUGACUGUAAACCUUAGCCACAUAUUCAGCUAGGUAGUACAUCACGAACUACUAAGCAAGCUAACGGUACCUGACUGCCUUUUUGCUAGCUAGUCAGCGAGCUCAACAUUGCGACAAUUGGAAUUUCUAAAUGAUUGUUUGAUCAUUUUACAACUUUAACGGACUUUCAGUCAAAGUACACAGAAACUAAACCGAGCAGCUAGCUCAUAGCUGGUGAAGCGAAAAAGAAAAAAAUGUUUCGGUAUUUGGGUGAUAUGGACGAGAGCCCGUUCAUAAUGGAUCCCUUUGCGGCCCACAGACAGCAGAUGCGCAGUCUGUUCGGAUCUUUUGGUUUUGAGCCGUAUCCCCUCAGCCCUCAGAUACAGGCCCCUCGCACCCCCCACCUCCAGGCUGGUGCCAUGACCCCCUUUGGAAUGAUGGGAAUGGGUGGAGGUUUUAUGGACAUGUUCGGGAUGAUGGGAGGAAUCAUGGAGAACAUGGAGAGAAUGUCAGGCUCCCCUAGCUGUCAGACCUACUCUUCCUCCACUGUCAUCUCCUACUCGUCGACAGACUCCGGACCCCCGAAGGUGUACCAGCAGACCAGCGAGAUGAGGACCGCACCUGGAGGGAUUCGGGAAACGCAUCAAGCCAUGCGGGACAGCGAGAGUGGGGUAGAGCGCCUCUCCAUCGGACACCACAUCUGGGACCGGGGACACGUGAUGGAGAGGUCCCGGAACCAUAAGACAGGGGAUCGCGAAGAGAGGCAGGACUUCAUCAACUUGGAAGAGAGUGAGGCCGCGGCGUUUGACGAGGAGUGGAGGAGGGAAGCAGGACGGUACCCCCCUCCAAACGCCCGGGGGCUGGACUACGGCCGAGACAGGCGGGCAGGGGGCGGGGUUCAGCAGCUGGCCCUCCCUGCCCCACCCGACUCAUCUUCCCCACCAGUUUCCCACCAUGACUCCCCAAGACACCACCCCUCUCCCACCCGCCUCCGCUACGACUGGUGACCAAGAGAGGGAGGUUAAAGAGAGGAGAUUGAAAGGAGGAGCAUCUUGAUGCUGUGAAAGAGAAGAUUAAGACAGAGACAUGGAAGAAGUAACUGAU
Molecule: messenger RNA, 1605 nt
Organism: Megalops cyprinoides (Indo-Pacific tarpon)
Lineage: Eukaryota; Metazoa; Chordata; Actinopteri; Elopiformes; Megalopidae
Gene: mlf2
Product: myeloid leukemia factor 2
Exons: 8
Coding region: 756-1508 (250 amino acids)
Biological process (GO): regulation of DNA-templated transcription
Cellular component (GO): nucleus; cytoplasm
Source: RefSeq, a predicted model, not a curated record